AUUUGCACUUGCGCAUAUAUAGCGAUUAGCGCAUGGCUGGUUAUUGGUUAGAACUCUGAUUUUGGACAGACAUUUGUCAUCUAUGUACUCACUAUUCAGUCAUCAGUAUCACUAGUCAACAUUUCAUUCUUACUUUUGUAUGACGACCGCAUCUGUAUUUACUUUCCUUUGAUGUACACACGGUUGAUCUAUCCCUUCUAUAUGUAAUGUACAUUAGUGAAAAAAAAAAGUAACGUUAUUUCUAAUUUUUUGACCGUGAUUCGUGACCUUUAGAGGUCGUUUUGAAACGGCAGUCGUUUUAAAAUAGCGUUUAGUAAUAUAACGCUUGUUGCUAUACAAACAGCUAUAAUAAUUAUUGAUGUCAACAAUUAGUGAUUUUUGUUUUACAAUGAUUAAUUAGGUCGUUUAUUUAGUAAAAUAACAAAAAAUAUAUUCUUACUUAUUGGUUUUUACCACUUCUUUGCUUUAACGACACUGACCAAUAAUGGAAGAAGAACAGAAAAGGUUUAUUGAACGGGGUUCACACAAGGGCAAAGGGCUUGCAGUAUUCACUAGUGGUGGUGAUUCACAAGGUAUGAAUGCGGCUGUCCGUGCUGUUGUGCGUAUGGCCAUAUAUUUGGGUUGCAAAGUCUUUUUCAUAAAAGAGGGUUAUCAAGGGAUGGUAGACGGUGGGGAUAAUAUUGUAGAAGCUAAUUGGUCUUCGGUAUCCUCAAUAAUACAUAAGGGUGGUACUGUAAUUGGUUCAGCACGUUGUAUGGACUUCAAAGAUCGUGCUGGACGAUUGAAGGCUGCGUGCAACUUGGUAAAACGUGGAAUCACCAAUUUAGUAGUAAUAGGAGGUGAUGGCUCAUUAACGGGAGCCAAUCUAUUCCGACAAGAAUGGUCCAGCUUACUGGACGAAUUAUUGAAAAAUCAACAACUCAAUAAAACUGAACGCGAAAAAUAUGCCCAAUUAAAUAUUGUCGGUAUGGUCGGCUCCAUCGACAAUGAUUUCUGUGGUACAGACAUGACGAUUGGUACCGACUCUGCUUUACAUCGUAUCAUGGACGCUAUUGAUGCAAUUGCAUCGACCGCAUACUCCCAUCAGAGAACAUUUAUUAUGGAAGUGAUGGGACGCCAUUGUGGGUAUUUAGCUCUCGUCACGGCAUUGGCGUCUGAAGCCGAUUUUGUGUUCAUACCGGAAUGGCCACCGCACCAAGACUGGGCAUCGAAAAUGUGUAAAAAGUUAUUACAGGAACGAACAGCAGGUCAGCGAUUAAACAUUAUAAUAGUGUCAGAGGGUGCAAUUGACCGUGAAGGCAAACCCAUUACAGCGGAGAUGGUGAAACAAGUGGUUGUGGACAACCUAAAGCAAGAUACUCGUAUUACUGUUUUAGGUCACGUUCAGAGAGGCGGUGCUCCAUCAGCAUUCGAUCGAGUUUUGGGAUGCAGAAUGGGAGCUGAAGCUGUAAUGGCUCUAAUGGAAGCUACUCCGGAAACUGAAGCGUGUGUUGUGUCUUUGGAUGGUAACCAAGCUGUUCGUUUACCAUUGAUGGAAUGUGUGGAGAGGACAAAGGCUGUCGCUAAAGCGAUGGCAGACAAAAAUUGGGAAUUAGCCGUUCAGUUGAGAGGAAGGAGUUUUGCUAGAAAUUUAGAAACUUAUAAAAUGUUGACUCGUUUGAAGCCUCCACGUUCAGCUUUUGACGAAAUGGGACGGGGAUUGGAAGGAUACACUCUUGCAGUGAUGCAUAUCGGCGCUCCAGCUUGUGGUAUGAAUGCGGCUGUCCGUUCGUUUGUGCGUAAUUGUAUUUACAGAGGCGACACUGUCUAUGGAAUUCACGAUGGCGUCGAAGGAUUGGUUGCUGGAAACAUCACAGUAAUGCAGUGGUCUGACGUAACCGGUUGGGUUGGUCAAGGCGGUGCUAUGUUGGGCACAAAACGUACAUUACCCGAAAAGCGUAUGCCUGAAAUCGCAGCGAGACUUAAAGAGUUCAAUAUCCAAGCUCUUUUGAUUAUCGGAGGGUUUGAAGCAUAUCAAGCUGGAGUGCAAUUGGUUCAAAACCGAGAUAAAUUUAAAGAGUUCUGCAUACCGAUGGUCAUUAUACCUUCGACUAUUAGUAAUAAUGUACCCGGUACGGAAUUCUCUUUAGGUUGCGAUACGGCUCUGAACGAGAUUACCGAAAUCUGUGAUCGGAUUAGACAGUCCGCUCAAGGAACGAAGCGGCGUGUCUUUGUUAUUGAAACAAUGGGCGGAUUUUGUGGAUAUUUGGCUACUGUAGCUGGUUUGGCAGGAGGAGCGGAUGCAGCGUAUAUUUAUGAGGAGAAGUUCACAAUUAAAGACUUGCAAAAUGAUGUGUAUCACAUGGCGUCCAAAAUGGCUGAAGGUGUUCAACGAGGCUUGAUAUUAAGAAAUGAGAAAUGCAGUGAAAACUACAAUACAGAUUUCAUAUUUAGGCUGUACACCGAAGAAGGAAAAGGGCUUUUCAGCACUCGUAUGAAUGUUCUCGGGCACAUGCAACAAGGUGGUUCGCCCACACCAUUCGAUCGGAAUAUGGGCACAAAACAGGCAGCUAAAUGUGUCGAAUGGCUUGUAGAAAAAUUAAGGGAGUCCACUAGACCGGACGGAACUAUCUACACUGAAGCUCCAGAAACAGCCGCAAUGAUGGGGGUUGUCAGGCGGCAAUAUCGAUUUACCCCGCUGACGGAUUUAGUUCCACUUACCAACUUUGAACAACGGAUACCCAAAACUCAAUGGUGGUUGAAACUUAGACCAAUGUUACGCAUCCUUGCUAAGCACGAUAGUACUUAUGAAGAAGAAGGUAUGUACAUCACUGUGGAAGAAGGACUGGAAGCAGAUACAUUGCUGGUUUAAAAACAAAAACACAUUAGACUUGUUUUGUUGUAUUUAAAUUAUGCCGUUGUUGAUGACUUAGCACAUGGAUCAUGAUAAUAAAUAACAUAUAGUAACUAAACUUGAUUUUUCUAAAUUAUAAAAAAACAUUUUCGUGUUAUAAACUAUAUUAGUAAAUACUCUAGUCAUGUUGUAUAAUGUAGGUAAUUCCAUUUGAAAUGAAAAGAAAACAUUUACUAUUUGACCCACUUGUUUAAUUAUUUGUUAAUCGGUUUUUACUUGAGAUAAAAAUGUAAAUCCGUCUAUUUAGUACUUACUUGUAGGAGCAAAAAUAUUUUUUUUUGUUUAGCCUCUCGAAUUUCUAUAUUAAUUUUAACUGUUAGUAGUUUGAUAAUAAUAUUAUGUAUUGUGUACCAAUUAUGUGUUACUUAUGUUGUAAUAAUAUCCAUGUUGUUUUUUUAUUGUUUAUUUCAUUACGUCAUCCUAUUGUCAAAUGUUUUUUUUUUGUGUGUAAACUAAAUAUGAAAUUAU
Adelges cooleyi (spruce gall adelgid) is the source of this 3361-nucleotide messenger RNA. It is a transcript of the gene Pfk, whose product is annotated as ATP-dependent 6-phosphofructokinase. The record is from RefSeq and is a predicted model, not a curated record. Gene Ontology annotation, biological process: fructose 1,6-bisphosphate metabolic process; fructose 6-phosphate metabolic process; canonical glycolysis. Gene Ontology annotation, molecular function: AMP binding; fructose-6-phosphate binding; monosaccharide binding. NCBI's taxonomy places the organism in Eukaryota, Metazoa, Arthropoda, Insecta, Hemiptera, Adelgidae. Bases 485 to 2851 code for a protein of 788 amino acids. Gene Ontology annotation, cellular component: cytoplasm; 6-phosphofructokinase complex. The transcript is spliced from 15 exons.